Molecule: messenger RNA, 168 nt
Organism: Torulaspora delbrueckii
Lineage: Eukaryota; Fungi; Ascomycota; Saccharomycetes; Saccharomycetales; Saccharomycetaceae
Gene: PMP3
Product: Pmp3p
Exons: 2
Coding region: 1-168 (55 amino acids)
Cellular component (GO): membrane
Source: RefSeq, a predicted model, not a curated record
AUGGACGGAGCCAAGAUCAUCAACAUCAUUAUAGCCAUCUUUCUACCACCUUUAUCGGUCUUUUUGACCUGCGGUUUCGGCUCAGAAUUUAUCGUCGACGUUGUGUUGACUAUCCUAGCCUUCUUCCCAGGUAUGCUAUACGCUCUUUACCUAGCUCUAAGAUCUUAA